AUGCCAUAUGCACAAGGACAGGUAGCAGAGAUCCCUCAGUGCGCCGGCUGCAACCAGCACAUCCUGGACAAGUUCAUCCUGAAGGUCCUGGACAGACACUGGCACAGCUCUUGCCUCAAGUGUGCGGACUGCCAGAUGCAGCUAGCCGACAGGUGCUUCUCCAGGGCCGGGAGCGUCUACUGCAAGGAAGACUUCUUCAAACGCUUCGGCACAAAAUGCACGGCCUGCCAGCAGGGCAUCCCCCCGACCCAGGUGGUGCGUAAGGCGCAGGACUUCGUCUACCACCUGCACUGCUUCACCUGCAUCAUCUGCAACCGGCAGCUGGCCACGGGGGACGAGUUCUACCUCAUGGAGGACGGGCGGCUGGUGUGCAAGGAGGACUACGAGACGGCCAAGCAGAACGAUGACUCAGAGGCCGGAGCCAAGCGGCCCAGAACCACCAUCACAGCGAAGCAGCUGGAGACGUUAAAGAACGCCUACAAGAACUCCCCCAAGCCUGCCCGGCACGUGAGGGAGCAGCUCUCCUCGGAGACCGGCCUGGACAUGAGGGUCGUGCAGGUCUGGUUUCAGAACCGAAGGGCCAAGGAGAAGCGCCUGAAGAAGGACGCGGGGCGGCAUCGCUGGGGGCAGUUCUAUAAGAGCGUCAAGCGGAGCCGGGGCGGCGGCAAGCAGGAGAAGGAGAGCUCUGCAGAGGACUGUGGGGUUAGUGACAGUGAGCUGAGCUUCCGAGAGGAUCAAAUUCUCUCAGAACUUGGCCACACCAAUAGGAUUUAUGGCAACGUGGGGGACGUUUCAGGCGGACAGUUAAUGAAUGGGAGCUUCUCCAUGGACGGGACAGGACAAUCCUAUCAGGACUUGAGGGAUGGGAGCCCCUAUGGAAUCCCCCAGUCUCCCUCCUCCAUAUCGUCCCUGCCAUCCCACGCUCCUUUGCUCAAUGGGCUGGAUUACACGGUGGACAGUAAUUUGGGCAUCAUUGGGCAUGCAGGGCAGGGAGUGAGCCAGACGCUGAGAGCCAUGGCUGGGGGACCCACCUCUGACAUCUCCACAGGAAGCAGUGUAGGCUAUCCUGACUUCCCAACGAGCCCAGCCUCUUGGCUCGAUGAAAUGGAUCAUCCUCCUUUUUAAACAUCUCUCCUCCCCACCCUACCCGUCCUGGCUUGAGAGAAUAUCUUCAAGGAUCAAAAGAGACUUGCCUUUUAAGGAUCAAAAGUGCACCAGUGUGAAUUUCCAUUAUUUUCAAUGGAAGUCCUCUGCUGAACCCUAGGCGGGUGAGAGACCAGACCACACUAGGGCCCUGUUACCCUGGGGAAGUAGCGGGAAGGCAGCCUCCUCUCAGGACACAGCACAGGGGUGCAGAGCCUAGAGCGCUAGGGUGCUGCUUGGCGGCUUCCUACCCCCGCCCUGCUUCCAGGCUUUGGCUGCUCGGUGCUUGGCAGCACGAGGUGACCGUCAGGCCACCUUGGCCUUUGGGAACUCUGCUCCGACUGGUGUGUCUCCUGAGAUGCCUCCCGAACCACUUCUCUCCACCAGAACUGAGAUUCCUGAGGUAGAGGCAUCCUGGCCCUUGAGUAUAAUAAAAGUGAUUUCUGGACCACUCUAUUGAACUCUAAUUUUGAAAAUAAAAAGUCACUUAUUAAAUGUCAGUGAAAACUUUGAUGGCCACCGUUUGAUAUUGAAAACGUCCCCUUCUCCUCCUCCUUCUUCUUCCCUUUUUUUUUUUUUUGCUGUGAAAAAUAUGACUUCUUCCCUGCCCAGAAGUACAAGCCAGAUAAUAUUUGUCAGUUUUGGUUUUAAAGAGAUCCCAUCCCUAUCACUGAAUCCCUGACGGCAAGAAGUGGUUUUCCUUGCAGGUGACUCAGGCUGGAGCUGAGUGGCCCUGGACCAUCACAGCGACUGCCCGACGAGUCCCCUCGGUGCACACUGUGCCUUUUUAAUUUGCUCGUAUCAUUUAUUCCACAAGACAGGCUGUGGGUUACAAAGUGAUCCAAGCUAAAAUACGGAGAGAACAGAAGGACAAUCAGCGCAGACGCGCAGGCGCAUGUGGAUUCUAAGCGUGCGGUCCGCUUAGCCGUGUCAGCAGACGUGCUCCCAGAGCUCCCCAUCCCGCAGGCUGAAACGGCAUUGAGUCUGCUUUGCAGGAGUGGGUGUAGAUGAGUUUGCGAGCCCAUCCCACCGGCAGCCCGCCCGCCCCAGACCUUGCAAAAGGAGAGCUUUCUCUGUGGUAGCUGACUCACUUGGACAGUUUUGGUAUCUUCCAAGAGCCAGCAAUGCUUUUUGGCCCAGCUUGGUUGGGAGGAAUCACUCGGGAGCAGCCCUAAGAUCGC
Mirounga angustirostris (Northern elephant seal) is the source of this 2324-nucleotide messenger RNA. RefSeq names its product LIM homeobox 4 (gene LHX4). Bases 1 to 1125 code for a protein of 374 amino acids. The transcript has 6 exons. Gene Ontology annotation, cellular component: nucleus. The record is from RefSeq and is a predicted model, not a curated record. NCBI's taxonomy places the organism in Eukaryota, Metazoa, Chordata, Mammalia, Carnivora, Phocidae. Gene Ontology annotation, molecular function: zinc ion binding; DNA-binding transcription factor activity, RNA polymerase II-specific; RNA polymerase II transcription regulatory region sequence-specific DNA binding. Gene Ontology annotation, biological process: regulation of transcription by RNA polymerase II; neuron differentiation.